GGAUACCCCCUGGCUGGGCUUCAUGGAGAAUUCUUCACUGAUCACUAACCUGAAUCCCAGAACAGACCCCCUCUUUCCCUGGACAGAAUGAAAGGCCUUCCGUAGCCAGGCAUAGCUGGCCAUCAUGGGGAAAUUGAUCAGAAUGGGGGCACGGGAGAGGCGGUUACUCCGGCCAAAGCGGCUUCAUUGGAGUCGCCUCCUCUUCCUGUUGGGAAUGUUGGUCAUCGGUUCCACCUACCAGCACCUGAGGAGCCCCCGGGGCCUCCCCUCAUUGUGGGCAGCAGUCUCCUCCCAACAUUCUGUAAAACUGGCCAGCCGUGACCUCCCUGACAAUGAGAUGAUGAUGGUGAGCAGUGACCCUCCAAGAGCUAGCUCUGAAAUGGAGGUGCCCCAAGCCACGGUGGGCAGGGUUCGUGAAGCAACACCUGGGAUAACAAUGAAGAAUACACACAAUCCACCCAGAAGAACAGCCAACAUCACUCCAACAAUACCCAAGAUUAAGUACACAGCAGGAGACAUAGAAAGAGUGAAGGGAGACAGCACAACCAUACCCAGUGGAGUACUGAGUCACUACACCCCAACUUCAAACAGACCAACAGUGAAGAAUUACACCCCAACACCACCACCCAGGGGAGAAAUGCAGAGCUACAAUCCAAUUCAAGCCAAGGGAAAGGUGAAGAAAUACACCCCAUCUCCACUUGGUAGGCUAGUAGGCAAUUAUGCCCCAUCCACACUCAUGACAAUGACAAGGAGACAUGGGGUCACCCCCAGAACAACAGUGAAAGACAGUGAAAUUAUGACAACCACCAAAAUAUUGGAGACUAACCCCUCUAAGAGAAUGGUGGAGGAAACCACCCCAGCUACUCUCAAGGGAAUAAUUAACACCCCAACUUUCCAGAUAAGUGGUAUAGAAACAAACAUCCUGACUUCUCCAAGGAGUAUAACGGAAAAGAACACUGUGACUACCCCCAGAACAGUGGACAGUAAGAGCCUGAUCAAGCCGCGGGGGUUAGUGGGAAAGAACAGGCUGACAACUUCUCUGGGAACGGUCCUUGAGCACACCACAGCCAUCUCUGAGGGGCAAGUGAUGAUAAGCACCAUGACAGGCAGUAGCCCAAAGGAAAUCAAAGCCUCUACUGCUACCUGGAGUGUUAAUGAUCCUUUGUCUAGGACCAGUGCAUUGACCAUGGGAAUAUCCUCAGCUACCUACAGGGGGCUGGCAAAGAAACCUUCCAUAGCACCCAGGACCUCAUCAACCUCCAAGGUCAGGGUGAAUCCAAAGAUCCAUGUGCAUCACUGUGUUUUUGUGGAGCCAGCCCCGGCUGUGCCCCCUGCUUCCUCCCCCAACCUGACAACAGCUGCGAUCCCAGAGGCACCCAGUUCCAGUCCCUCAGAGCUGCCCCCUGGCUGGCCAGACCUUCACUCCAAGGCAGAGUACCCCCCAGACUUGUUCAGCAUAGAGGAGCGGCGACAGGGCUGGGUGGUGCUGCACAUCUUUGGCAUGAUGUAUGUGUUUGUGGCCUUGGCCAUCGUGUGUGAUGAGUACUUCGUCCCAGCCCUGGGUGUCAUCACAGAUAAGCUACAGAUCUCUGAUGAUGUGGCAGGUGCCACCUUCAUGGCUGCUGGAGGCUCUGCCCCCGAGCUCUUCACCUCCCUCAUCGGCGUCUUCAUCUCCCACAGCAAUGUGGGCAUUGGUACCAUCGUGGGCUCUGCUGUGUUCAACAUCCUCUUUGUCAUCGGCACCUGUGCCCUCUUCUCCCGGGAGAUCCUCAAUCUCACAUGGUGGCCCUUGUUCCGUGACGUCUCCUUUUACAUCCUUGACCUGAUGAUGCUCAUUCUCUUCUUCCUGGACAGCCUCAUUGCCUGGUGGGAAAGCCUGCUGCUGCUGCUGGCCUAUGCCUUCUAUGUGUUCACCAUGAAGUGGAAUAAACAACUAGAGAUAUGGGUGAAGGAGCAGCUCAGCAGGAGGCCAGUGGCCAAGGUCAUGGCCUUGGGGGACCUCAGCAAGCUCCCAGCAAUGCUGACCCGAGGGAGCAGCUCGACCUCUCUGCACAACAGCACCAUCCGCAGCACCAUCUACCGGCUCAUGCUUCACAGCUUGGACCCUCUGGGAGAAGCCCAUCCCUCCAAGGAUAAGGAGGAGGAGAGCUUGAAUCAGGAGACCAAAGCCAAGCCUCAUGCUAAUGCAGAGAACAAACCAGAGGAGGAGGAGUCAGCCAAGCUUCCUGCGGUCACGGUCACACCAGCCCCUGCUCCAGAUGUUGAGGGAGAUCAGGAGGAAGAUCCUGGCAGUCAGGUAGAUGUGGCUGGAGCUGAGAGCACAGGUGAAAUAGUAGCUGAAGAGGGUGAAGCUCCUGGUGAAGGCAAAAAUGGAGAGCAAGGUGGAGGUGAGACUCAACUGGAAGGUGAAGGUGAAAUUGAAGCAGAAGGAGAAGAAGGUGAACAUGGCAGUGAACUCCAAGCAGAAGAUGAGGACAUGAAAGCUGAUGAAGGUGGAGGUGAAGGUGAACUCCAAGCAGAAGAAGGUGAAAUGAAAGCUGAUGAAGGUGAAAAUGAAGAGCAGGAAUUCAAUGCUGAGAGUCAAGGUGAAGCCAAAAGUGACGAGAAAGGUACAGAUGGUGAAGGGGGAGGUGAUGGAGGUGACAGUAAAGAUGAAGAGGAGGACGAAGAGGAAGAGGAGGACGAUGAGGAAGACGAGGACGAUGAGGAAGACGAGGACGAUGAGGAAGAAGAGGAAGCAAAUGAGGAGCCUUUGUCCCUGGAGUGGCCCGACACCAGGCAGAAGCAAGCCAUUUACCUCUUCCUCCUGCCCAUUGUGUUCCCACUGUGGUUGACGGUGCCUGAUGUCCGGAGGCUGGAGUCUAGGAAGUUUUUUGUUAUCACCUUCCUGGGAUCCAUCGUGUGGAUAGCCAUUUUCUCAUACCUCAUGGUCUGGUGGGCUCACCAGGUUGGUGAAACAAUAGGGAUUUCAGAAGAGAUCAUGGGUUUGACGAUCCUAGCAGCAGGCACGUCCAUUCCUGACCUCAUCACCAGUGUGAUUGUCGCUCGGAAAGGCCUGGGAGACAUGGCUGUGUCCAGCUCUGUGGGCAGUAACAUAUUUGAUAUCACCGUGGGCCUGCCUGUCCCUUGGUUGCUGUUCUCUCUUAUCAAUGGAUUACAGCCUGUUCCAGUCAGCAGCAACGGCUUGUUUUGUGCAAUUGUUUUGCUUUUUCUCAUGCUCCUGUUUGUGAUCUCUUCAAUUGCAUCAUGCAAAUGGAGAAUGAACAAGAUCCUGGGCUUCACAAUGUUCCUCCUUUACUUUGUAUUCCUGAUAAUCAGUGUGAUGUUAGAAGAUCGAAUCAUUUCCUGUCCUGUAUCUGUCUGA
Molecule: messenger RNA, 3364 nt
Organism: Lynx canadensis (Canada lynx)
Lineage: Eukaryota; Metazoa; Chordata; Mammalia; Carnivora; Felidae
Gene: SLC24A1
Product: solute carrier family 24 member 1
Exons: 9
Coding region: 125-3364 (1079 amino acids)
Biological process (GO): long-term synaptic potentiation; long-term synaptic depression; intracellular calcium ion homeostasis
Cellular component (GO): membrane
Molecular function (GO): calcium channel activity; calcium, potassium:sodium antiporter activity
Source: RefSeq, a predicted model, not a curated record